This is a messenger RNA of Penicillium argentinense, 1167 nucleotides long. Its product is annotated as exosome non-catalytic core subunit RRP4. The record is from RefSeq and is a predicted model, not a curated record. The transcript is spliced from 2 exons. The coding region runs from base 1 to 1167 and encodes 388 amino acids. Gene Ontology annotation, biological process: TRAMP-dependent tRNA surveillance pathway; poly(A)-dependent snoRNA 3'-end processing; nuclear polyadenylation-dependent rRNA catabolic process. NCBI's taxonomy places the organism in Eukaryota, Fungi, Ascomycota, Eurotiomycetes, Eurotiales, Aspergillaceae. Gene Ontology annotation, cellular component: nuclear exosome (RNase complex); cytoplasmic exosome (RNase complex). Gene Ontology annotation, molecular function: RNA binding.
AUGGCCAUCACCAUCCUCCCGCCAGUGGUGGAGGAUCUCGGUCUCCGUCGUACAGAUUACGAUGAGUCCAUGUCCGAUGACGACUCCGACGUCGAGAUGGGCGGCGUCGACAUCAGCGGCGCCUCACGACCAAGCAAGCGACCCCGCCUUGGAGAUAAGAAGAUCGGCGAGGGAAUUGUCAUACCAGGAGAGGUCAUAACCGCUGACACGCAAUACAUGAGGUCAUGGCACCUUUAUGAACCCUUUGUCCACUUCAAUCAUUGCUACUGUCGCUGGAACAUCCCAAAAGACAAACAAAUUGAUGUCCGUUACCCCCUCCGCGCCCGAUACCAACCAGAAAUUGGUGAUCUAGUUGUUGGACGCAUUGUCGAGGUCCAGGGCAAGCGAUGGAAGGUUGACGUCGCCGCGCCACUCCUCGCACAGCUCCCCUUAUCCGCGAUUAACUUGCCCGGUGGUAUUCUUCGACGACGAACAAGCGCCGACGAGCUUCAAAUCCGAACUUUCUUCAGCGAGGGCGACCUUGUGGUCGCGGAAGUGCAGAGCGUUCACCAAGAUGGAUCUGCUUCGCUUCACACUCGAUCCUUGAAAUACGGAAAAUUGCGGAAUGGUGUAUUCUUGGCCGUCACUGGAACCGGAGGCAAUGGGGCUUCCAACUCCAGCACGAAGGGAGGCAUUGGAUCCGGGUCCUCGGGCGCUGAUACUUCUAAUGGCGGGGGUGGCGGUGUCGUUCGAUCACGACGACAGGUAUGGACCAUCGAUGCACACAACGGCGGCGGUCAGGUGGACGUUAUUCUCGGAGUGAAUGGCUACAUCUGGAUUUCUAAGCAUGCCGACGGAGCGGAAGCAGCCUCAUCUACCACCGAGAGUGUUUCGAUUACGCGCAUGGAAGAGAUGGUAUCAAGUUCGAUUUACUCCAGCCAAAACGAUGAGAUCCCGCCGCAGACGCGCCGCGAAAUUGCGCGACUGGCGCAGUGUAUCAGGGUCCUGGUACAAGGCGGCCAGCGGGUUGACGAGGAUACACUGAUGGCGACCUACGAAGCUAGCGGACAGGUGGACUUAGAAGUGGGAGACGAUGAUUAUGACGAGGAUGGUGCACAUGAAGGCCGCGGAUAUUUGGAGGGGGCCAAGGCUCGGCGGAUUUUGGAGCUGGCGAUGCAGCUGAAAUAG